AUGGAGAAUUUGUCAACAUCUGAUGAGUACCCGAAACAUGAUCCCGAUCUGAUGAGGUUGUACAGUAUGCGCUUCUGCCCGUACGCCGAAAGAAUUAGACUCAUGCUGCAGUUUACAAAAAUCAAAUACGAAAUAAUCAACAUAAACAUAUUCGACAAGCCGAAGUGGUUUAUAGCAAACGUCAAUCCAGAUGGAACCAUUCCAGUCCUCCAAUACAAAAAUGCUAUAUUGACGCAGUCUUCCAUAUGUAAUGAAUAUUUGAACGAGGAAUUCGGAGAAAAUAAAUUUCUAUCCAAGAAACCCUUAUCGAGAGCCCAGCAAAGAGCUCUUAUCGCGUCCUUCGAUAAAGUAUCCACUCCAUUCUCUGAAAUCAAUAAAACAAGUGACCGAUCCGUACAUAAAGCAAACUUACCGAAGCUACUCGAUGGUCUCGGUUUCUAUGAAAAAGAAUUAAAAGGACCCUUUUUCGGAAAUCAGAAGUAUCCGAGUCUGAUUGACAUAGCGAUCUGGCCGUGGUUCGAAAGGUUUCCAGCUAUCAGCAAGUUGAAUCACCUGGAUAUAAUGUCUGAAAGAGAAUUCCCUAAGCUCUCCUGCUGGGUUAAAAACAUGAAAAAGCUUAAAAGUGUUCAAAGAGUCUCCUUGCCUGUUGAUUAUCACGUCAAAUUUUACGAGAAAAAACAAAUCGGGUUCACGGAUAUAGUUGACAUUGGAUUAUAA
Messenger RNA from Helobdella robusta, 717 nucleotides. RefSeq lists its product as hypothetical. Gene Ontology annotation, biological process: glutathione metabolic process. Bases 1 to 717 code for a protein of 238 amino acids. Gene Ontology annotation, molecular function: glutathione dehydrogenase (ascorbate) activity; glutathione transferase activity. The record is from RefSeq and is a predicted model, not a curated record. The transcript is spliced from 5 exons. Gene Ontology annotation, cellular component: cytoplasm. NCBI's taxonomy places the organism in Eukaryota, Metazoa, Annelida, Clitellata, Rhynchobdellida, Glossiphoniidae.